This is a messenger RNA of Canis lupus familiaris (dog), 3232 nucleotides long. RefSeq names its product solute carrier family 22 member 5 (gene SLC22A5). NCBI's taxonomy places the organism in Eukaryota, Metazoa, Chordata, Mammalia, Carnivora, Canidae. Gene Ontology annotation, cellular component: membrane. Gene Ontology annotation, molecular function: ATP binding; transmembrane transporter activity. The record is from RefSeq and is a predicted model, not a curated record. Bases 62 to 1879 code for a protein of 605 amino acids. The transcript is spliced from 10 exons. Gene Ontology annotation, biological process: carnitine transport; transmembrane transport.
CCUCCGCGCGGCGCCGCGUCCUUCGACCCCCGGCCGCGCGCCGCGGGCCGCUGGAGGCGGCAUGCGGGACUACGACGAGGUGACCACCUUCCUGGGCGAGUGGGGGCCCUUCCAGCGCCUCAUCUUCUUCCUGCUCAGCGCCAGCAUCAUCCCCAACGGCUUCAAUGGAAUGUCAGCCGUGUUCCUGGCCGCCACCCCCGAGCACCGCUGCCGGGUGCCCGACGCCGCGAACCUGAGCCGCGCGUGGCGCAACCACAGUAUCCCGCUGCGGCUGCAGGACGGCCGCGAGGUGCCGCACAGCUGCCGGCGCUACCGGCUCGCGGCGAUCGCCAACUUCUCGGCGCUCGGGCUGGAGCCGGGGCGCGAUGUGGACCUGGAGCAGCUGGAGCAGGAGAGCUGCCUGGAUGGCUGGGAGUUCAGCCAGGACGUCUACCAGUCCACCAUCGUGACCGAGUGGAACCUGGUGUGUGAGGACGACUGGAAGGCCCCACUCACGGUCUCCUUGUUUUUCGUGGGUGUGCUGGUGAGCUCCUUCAUUUCGGGGCAGCUCUCAGACAGGUUUGGCCGGAAGAAUGUGCUCUUUGUGACCAUGGGCAUGCAGACGGGCUUCAGCUUCCUGCAGAUUUUCUCAAAGAACUUUGAGAUGUUUACUGUGCUUUUUGUCCUUGUGGGCAUGGGCCAGAUCUCCAACUAUGUGGCAGCAUUUGUCCUGGGUAUGGCCCUCCAGUCGGAGAACAGAAAUUCUUGGCAAAUCGGUUCGUAUUAUAUUCUCUACGUUAGGAGUGUGCAUAUUUUAUGCAUUUGGCUACAUGAUGCUGCCACUAUUUGCCUACUUCAUCAGAGACUGGCGGAUGCUGCUGCUGGCACUGACGCUACCAGGGGUGCUGUGUGCAGCUCUCUGGUGGUGAGUUUCGCCUGUGCCCCCGGGGUGCCUACCGGCAGAUGUCUUCUGUUCAGCCUUCACCAGGGGGCAGCAACAAGCCACAAAUCCCUGUUUGGGCUCCUGGAGACAGGAAGUAUAAAUUAUUUGUUCAUCCCGGAGUCCCCCCGGUGGCUCAUCUCCCAGGGGCGAUUGAAAGAGGCAGAGGUGAUUAUCCGCAAGGCUGCCAAAAUGAACGGGAUUGUUGCACCCUCAACUAUCUUCGACUCAAGUGAGCUGGAAGACCUGAGUUCUGAGAAGCAGCAGUCCCAUAGCAUCCUGGAUCUGCUUCGAACCCGGAAUAUCCGCAUAGUCACCGUCAUGUGCAUAAUUCUGUGGAUGACCAUAUCAGUAGGCUAUUUCGGGCUCUCCCUUGACACUCCUAACUUGCAUGGGGACGUCUAUGUGAACUGCUUCCUUUCGGCAGUGGUUGAAGUCCCUGCGUACGUGCUGGCCUGGCUGCUGCUGCAGCACAUGCCCCGGCGCUAUUCCAUGGCCACAGCCCUCUUCCUGGGCGGCAGUAUACUUCUCUUCGUGCAGCUGGUGCCCCCAGAUUUGUAUUACUUGGCCACUGUCCUGGUGAUGGUGGGCAAGUUUGGAGUUACUGCUGCCUUCUCCAUGGUUUACGUGUACACAGCCGAGCUGUACCCUACCGUGGUCAGAAACAUGGGCGUGGGUGUCAGCUCCACAGCAUCCCGCCUGGGCAGCAUUCUGUCUCCCUACUUUGUCUACCUCGGUGCCUAUGACCGCUUCCUGCCCUACAUUCUCAUGGGGAGUCUGACCAUCCUGACAGCCAUUCUGACCUUGUUCCUCCCAGAGACCUUUGGCACCCCCCUCCCGGACACCAUUGACCAGAUGCUAAGGGUCAAGGGAAUAAAAUACAGGCAAACUCCAGGCCACACAAGGAUGUUAAAAGACAGUGAAGACAGCUCCAUAGUCCUUAAAAGCACAGCCUUAUAACACGACCUCCAGAGCGUGAGAAGGUGAGGAGGGAAGACUGUGUCUCAUAAGAAAUAUCUUGUGUAGACACUGGGUCCCUGAGUGGUGGAGGGCUUUGCCAUUCAUCCUGUUGACCUCGUGUUUGACUUGCUCAUGGCUAGAUACCCAGCCUCAGAGGCUGUAUGUGGCCUUGGCAUGCUACCUUCCCUCCAGACCGACAACUUUAGCUACGUCCUAACUUACAGACCUGGCAGAUGGUGGAUUGGCACUCCCUAAGAAGUGAACGCUUCACCAGAACCAGUGGGACCUCGAAGAAAUAGGAGAGGCACCUACUAAAUUUACCUUUUAAUUUCAGACCUCCUGAAAAGAGUGGAGGCCUAAUCUCCCCUCCUGACCUUCUCCUGGAACUGCAUCCCUUCCCUGCCCUCCCCAUUUCCCUCUGAUGGUGCACUUAGACAAAAAGAAAGAAUUGCACAAGGAGUUUGAUUUCUCACACUUUCUUGGUCUCAAGGGAUAGUAACGGGGAUCCUUUUUCCUCAGGCAGGAGAGCACGGAUCUGGGGAAAGCUAUGGGUGGUAAAUAUGAAGGGAAUUGAGCAGAUAGAGACCAUGGGCAGGUGCACUGAUUUGUGAGCUCUCAUACCCCUCGGUGCGACUCCUGAGUAGACUUGUUUACAUCUGAUCCAAGCUCUGGGCUUGUCUGGGCAUAUAUGAGAUGCAUCACAGAAUCUACUCUUCUUGUUUUCCACUACUGUGUAAGUCAAAUCUCCUAGCUCCUGUGGUUUCUGACGUAUGGUUCGAAGGAAGUCUGUCAGUGAGAGAGACAAGCAAACUCAUCUCUUCUCUCAAACUAUGAUGUAGAAUUUAUCUUUUGUGUUUUGUUUGUUUGUUGUUUGUUGUGAUGUCUUUUUCUUCUUAAGUUAUUUGACCUUCAGAAUAGACUUAGGAAAGGCUGGUUCCUCAGCCUCCUGGUUGGUGUCUUUUUGUUUUUGGUUUUUUUUUCAACCCAGAAUUACUCUGGCAAAGGUCUGCAGUUGCCAUUCGUGCAUGGCCUUAUCAGCCUCAGCCACUAGCACUUCUCUGAGUGCCAAAAAUGACGUCAUUGUAUGUGUUCCUUUUGUGAUACCUAAUCAUGGGAAAGAAAUUACAAAGAAGAAAGUCAGAUUGUGUUCACAGUCGUUCAGGGUUCCUCACUUCAGUCGCGUAAUAUUGGGAGAUAUUUUGUGUUCUGUGUAACUAUCUUUUAUGAUUAUGUUACCAUGGUACUCCUAAAGUAUAUGCUUUACCUGGAUAAAAACCAUAUUUUUGUGAAAACUACUGAAGUGCCUUGGGAAAUGAAGACGUUUUAAUAAAUAAAAUGAUUUUUUAAAUAAUA